CGUCAGAGAGCAUGGAGCUUCCUGAUGUCGUCCUCUUGGGUCUCCCGAUCCCGCUCGGCGCUUUACUUAACCGCUAUACAACUACCCAGAGAGAACCGAGGCAACCACGGCGUCACUAAUGAUAAAUUCUUCUCUUGUGGGAGAGAGAGAGCAGGAGAGAGGAAUGGAGAAGCUUGGAGAGAAGAGGAGGGUAUGCGUGACCGGAGCGGGAGGGUUCAUAGCCUCAUGGCUGGUGAAGGUACUUCUCAAAAAGGGCUUCAUACUUCAUGGAACCGUUAGAGAUCCAAGUGAUGAAAAGAAUGCUCAUUUGAAGAAGUUGGAGAACGCCUCCGAAAACUUGCAACUCUUUAAGGCAGAUUUGCUUGACUACCAUGCUAUAACAUCAGCUAUUGCUGGAUGUGAAGGAGUAUUCCACGUUGCUAGUCCUGUUCCUGCAGCCAAAGUGCCCAACCCAGAGGUAGAAGUAAUUACUCCUGCUGUAACAGGCACUCUAAAUGUGCUCAAGGCAUGCCGUGAGGCAAAAGUUAAACGAGUGGUUGUGGUGUCAUCAGGUGCUGCCAUCACGAUGAUUCCAAAUUGGCCUGAGGACAAAAUGAAGGAUGAGAGUUGCUGGUCGGACAAGGAGUACUGCAGGAUAACAGAGAGCUGGUAUUCCCUUUCAAAAACACUGGCAGAGAGUGAGGCACUGGAAUAUGCAGAGAAACAUGGACUUGAUGUUGUAACUGUCUGCCCAUUUGUGGUUAUUGGACCAUUGUUGCAACCCACUGUGAAUUCAAGCAGCUUGUUUCUCAUCAAUAUUUUGACAGGAGUUCGUGAGUCUGUGGAGAACAAACGCUGGAGCUUUGUGGAUGUCAGAGAUGUGGUUGAUGCACUGCUUCUGGUAUAUGAGAAGCCAGAAGCAUCUGGACGCUACAUUUGUGCAUCUCACACGGUGAAACUUCGUGACCUGGUGGACAUGCUUAAGAGCAUGUAUCCCAACUAUAAUUACUCUAAAACUUUUGUUGAGGGAGUUGAAGGAAGCCUGGUGAGUUCAGAGAAGUUAAAGAUGUUGGGAUGGGAAUGCAGGAGGCUUGAGGAGAGCCUUAUCGAUAGUGUUGAAUGUUAUCGAGAUGCUGGUCUGUUGAGCAAGGAUUGAAUCACUCUAAAUCAAUAGCCUGGUGAUGAUUGAAAAGCAGUUGUGGGUGUCCAUUCUCUCAUGGUCCAUUGAAAGCCGUUAUCGCAAUGUAAAUGUUAUGAAGAAGCCAGCUGCAAGCUUGUGGUAUAUGCUAGAAAUAAUGGUUUUUUUUUUUUGGUAUGCGUGCACGCACACGUCUCUUUGCAGUUUCUUCUUUGCUUCUCAAGAGCCUCAAAGAUUGCAAUUACUGUGCUAACCAGCUAACCAGUUGAUUUGCCAGUCCAAAAAUCCAUUGGUAA
This is a messenger RNA of Elaeis guineensis (African oil palm), 1413 nucleotides long. RefSeq names its product cinnamoyl-CoA reductase 1. Gene Ontology annotation, molecular function: oxidoreductase activity, acting on the CH-OH group of donors, NAD or NADP as acceptor. Lineage: Eukaryota; Viridiplantae; Streptophyta; Magnoliopsida; Arecales; Arecaceae. The record is from RefSeq and is a predicted model, not a curated record.